Molecule: messenger RNA, 1329 nt
Organism: Perca flavescens (yellow perch)
Lineage: Eukaryota; Metazoa; Chordata; Actinopteri; Perciformes; Percidae
Gene: slc35d3
Product: solute carrier family 35 member D3
Exons: 4
Coding region: 1-1329 (442 amino acids)
Source: RefSeq, a predicted model, not a curated record
AUGGAUGUGGUUAAGAGCCGUUUUUUGGGGAUCGCCGUGGCCGUUGCGCACGGCUUUUUCUCCGGCUCCCUGAACAUUUUGCUCAAGUUUCUCAUCAGUAAUUAUAACUUCAACUUCCUGACGCUCAUCCAGCUGCUGACCAGCAGCACGGCGGCGUUCACCCUGGAGGUCCUGAGGCGACUGGGGUUGGUCAAAGUCCCGCCGUUCAGCGUGCAGCUUUCCAAGGAGUUCGGCCCGGUAUGUAUCCUCUCCACGCUGCAGUCCACUCUCACUCUGUGGUCUCUGCGCGGCCUCAGCCUGCCCAUGUACGUCGUGUUCAAACGCUGCCUGCCGCUCUUCACGCUCAGCAUCGGCAUGUGCGUUCUCAGGAACGGCGUGCCGUCCCCCGGCGUAGUGAUCGCUGUCGUCAUCACCACCGGUGGAGCUGCACUGGCCGGUGCUGGCGAUCUGACCGGCGAUCCCUUUGGUUAUGUCACUGGUGUGUUGGCGGUCAUCAUCCAUGCAUCCUACCUGGUCGUGAUCCAGAAAACCAGUCAUGACAGCGAGUACGGGCCGCUCACAGCGCAGUACGCCAUUGCCGUCAUGGCCACGCCGGUGCUCCUGGUGUGCUCCAUCAUCUCCCUGGACGCAGUCAACAUGUGGUCGUACGAGGGCUGGCAGAACCCGUACAUCACGGUCGUCUUCACCAUCUGCGUGUUCAUCGGCUGCGCCAUGAACUUCACCACGCUGCACUGCACCUACAUCAACUCGGCCGUCACCACCAGCUUCGUCGGCGUGGUCAAGAGCAUCGCCACCAUCACCGUCGGCAUGCUGGCGUUCAGCGACGUCGCGCCCACGCAUCUCUUCAUCGGCGGCGUUGUGGUCAACACCGUCGGCUCCAUCACCUACUGCGUGGUCAAAUAUUUCGAGACGAAGAAGAAGAGCCUGUACGAGGACUUGGAGGAGGCCGCCAAGGACGGAGCGCUGGCGGGCGAGCCGCACACGGAAAAACCGCCUCCGGACGGCGACGGGCCAGCUGCGGGGAUCGGAUCCGACCCCGAACGCCCGGAGAUAGAGGGAGUGUUGAUCAGUGACUGGAAGGAGGACGUUGCUAACGGAGAAGUGCGGACAGGAGACGUUGCACAAGGAGACGGAGAGGCAGGCGUAAAUUCCUGCGUCAUGACGGAAGACGAGGUGCGGGAGAUGCAGAGGGAGCAUCUCAACAAGGAGAACGCAGCCAACGCUAAGUCGGUUAGCGACAGCUACGUCGGGGUGUGGCGCUCCAUCAGAAAUCUGCAGUUUAUGAAGAAAGACCCGUUGAUUGAGAACAUGGAGCAGCAGAGUCCGUAA